Aspergillus niger is the source of this 1755-nucleotide messenger RNA. RefSeq lists its product as uncharacterized. The transcript has 3 exons. Lineage: Eukaryota; Fungi; Ascomycota; Eurotiomycetes; Eurotiales; Aspergillaceae. The record is from RefSeq and is a predicted model, not a curated record. Bases 1 to 1755 code for a protein of 584 amino acids.
AUGAGAGUCCCCUCCAUUGUAUCGACAUUUUGGUUGGGCGUUCAGCCUUCCAGCAAAACUAUUCCAGAUGCACCAUUGGCAAUCACACAGCACCCGGUCUUCGCUGAAGCGGAUACGCAGGACGAAGAGGCUUUUGCCCCUGAUACGUCCAUCACGAGCCUAUCCAAAUUGUCUCAUCUGGCAGAAGAUUCUGUCCCGUCCGUAGCUCAAGCAGCUGCUCACCUGUUGUUAAUGGAAGCUAUGUGGGCGUGGAAGCAAAAGGCAACUAGUGGCGACAUUGCUAUAAAACUGCUUUCUUUGCUCUCGGUCCGCAACGUAGGCCUGCAGCCAGAGAAUGAGAAAAUUCGCAAUCAGUUACUGGCUGGCCUUAUGGAGAUUUCUGUUCCUCGAUUCUAUGCAUGGUGGCACGCUGUCCACCAGACGCUAUCAAGCACGAUCCGUGAGGAAGGCUUCAUGGAGCUACCUGCCGAUCUAUUACCGCCUAUAGAUGUUAUGAUUAUCUGGCAUGCGUAUAUGCUCCAGCCCGUUAUCUACGCGGACGACUGUUCUCGGCUGGACGUACCUCACAUGCGCCGCAUUCUGUUCCCCUGGCAGGCAGUGGUGGAUGCAAUAGACAUCAAAACGACCGGAUACUGCAUAUCUUCUGCUGCCAGAGAGUUCUUCGAAAAGACUUCCGGACAAUCAGCCGAUCUACUUGAAAUGCUCUGCACAGAAGAGCAUCAGUUAGUUUACGAUAUAACCUGUCCAUACUGCCAUACUACCAGACAACUACCAAUCAUACCUACCGCGCAGACCGAAGACAUCAACCAGGGUUUCGAGCUUGAAUGCGACUGCGGCUACGCACCGUCCGUGGACGCCCUGCGCAGCGAUCUUCUUCACCUUCGUCAAACCAGAGAGUCGCGACUUCGAGGAACAUAUUCGAACCCCGAUCUCGCUCAAGCAUUGUAUCCCCUAGCAAGAGCGCUACCAAUACCCAUCCUAGAAUCCAACACCAAGCGCGAAACCUUCCUCCACGCUAUCCACACCGCAAGUUACGAAAGCAACACACCACAAUGGGCAGUAAAGACAUUGCUAUCGUUCUACAUACCAACCUCCCCAGUGACAAAGGCAUCAUCAGCCCACUACUCCUCAGUACUGCGCGGGAUGCGCUUCGUCGACGAGAUGCACAAGCAAUGCUGGCUGCGUUCACCAGCCCUCUGUGUUCGGUCUACAACCGGUCCAUCGGAACUCGUCGGUACUCUGCCACGAGCACAGCAGAAAUACCGCAACUUCUUGGAUCUAGCUCCCCCGUCAAAUGAUAUAUCUGUUACUCCAACAUCUGACGUGGAUCUGUUCUGGCAUACGCACCAGCUGUCCCCGGGCCCGUACCGCCGCUUCUGUAUCCGACAUGUAGGGAAGUUUAUGGACCAUAAUGAUAAAGUAGUCCAUGAGAACCUGAAUGGUUCGUUUGAGGCUACACAGAAGGCGUACUGGGAAAGAUUCAAGGGGGAGUAUGAUGCUUGUCUUUGUUGGCCGUGCGAGUUAGAACGGAAUGAUCAAGAGACUACUGUGUCUAGUGAUGAAAUCUUGUCGAAUCGACAGGACUACCGGGACUGGGUUCGCCGAGUUAUUGUUGUGUUUUGGCAGGAAGUCGAGGCCCGGCGCGAAAAGGGACUACCAGGCCUGGAAAGGAAGAGCCUAGAGGAAGUUCUGGCUAAGGGGCCUCGCAGGCGAAGUUCCUUGGUUUCUAUUUCUUCGUUUAAAUCAUGGAUAUAA